AUGAGGGGAGUGGAACCUCAACCAGUGCAGGUCCUGGGGUCAAGCAGGAGACGUCUGAAGGAGAGGAGGACCAACGGCACAGCAGAGACAUCCAGACUGGAGACCCUACCAUCGCUCCAGAGCCGCCCAGGCUCCGAAGCAGCAUCACGGAGCCUGAAAAGGCACCAAAGGGUCCACACAGGGGACAAAUCCUACAGCUGCCCUCAGUGUGAGAAGAGCUUCACCCACCAGAACCAGCUGAAGAUGCACCUGACGGUCCACAUGGGAGAGAGGCCGUUUGCCUGUACGCACUGCGGGAAGAGGUUCUCAGAGAGGAGCUACCUCCGGAUACACCAGCAGAAAAACCAUUCCACUUUAUAACAUAGAAAGUACCCAUUCCACUCGAUAGCUUCUGACUUUUCGAUCAAACCCUGCAUAAAAGACAGAUUKAUUUUCAUUGUCUGCAUUAAAGAUCCCCAGAUGCAUUUGGAAUAAUGAGAGUAACAGAUCUGUGUUGAAUAUUCCUGGGUAGAARAUUGCAUACAGACAUUGUUUGAUAUAAGGCAUAUAUAAGCCUAAAAUGGCUCUUACAUAAUGUUUGUUCUGUUUAAGCUAUAUGAUGUUCACAAAUGCCUCUUUCCAUGCUUCCAUUGAACUACAUUAUUUUCCCCAAUAKAUUUUUUAUGAGAAAAUGAA
This is a messenger RNA of Salvelinus sp. IW2-2015, 675 nucleotides long. The record is from RefSeq and is a predicted model, not a curated record. Lineage: Eukaryota; Metazoa; Chordata; Actinopteri; Salmoniformes; Salmonidae.